Molecule: messenger RNA, 2604 nt
Organism: Parnassius apollo (apollo)
Lineage: Eukaryota; Metazoa; Arthropoda; Insecta; Lepidoptera; Papilionidae
Source: the annotation of a GenBank genome assembly
AUGGAUUUGGGAAGCGAAAACCUAGAUUUAAGUAAAUUAAUAAAUGUUAAAGGCAAUGUUGAUAAUAUAACGCCACACAAAAUAGCCGUGGUGGCGUUUAUUCGUGAAUACGGUCUAUUAAAAAUAGAAGCAAAAGAUAUGAUUGAUUGCACAAUGGCCCCUAAAUACAGAAAAGACUUUUGUAUUCUUGCGCUUAAGUUAAUUCAGUGCCCAGAUAUGGAGUUUAAAGAUUUGGAGACACUUCUUACAAAUGGCCGUUAUAAUUUAUUAAGUGUUCACUUAGAGAAUUUUUGUGUUCGACUUAAGAACAUACAUGUUAAUGGUAUAAGUGCUCUAAUGGAUUGUGUUACUUCAACUGUUGAUAAAUUAAUGAUUGAACAGAAUGAAACUAAUCCAUGUGUAAUUACUAGAUGCAGUGUCUUAGGUUUUUACUUGAGGCGCAUAAUGUUGCAUUUGGAUAAACUUACAUUUGUGCAAGUUGUUUCAUUAUACAAAUCAUUUUGUCUAUAUUAUCAAAAAGGAAGACCAGGUUUGAUGAUGAGAUCACUAAGUAAAGAGAAACUUAAUAAUAUGGAACCACCAGGUGCAGCUACCUCUUCAGUGUCUCCUGUCUUUAUAGAAGGAUCUAAACCACCAGAAGUAUUUAUGAAGAUGAAUAUGAUUGAAAGAGACAACAGUCUCGAAGAAUGCCAAUGGUCAAGAAAGCAGGCUGAGCUAUUCACAGCACAGCAAGCAAAUUUGUUACAAAUAAAUGAGAAAAAAGCACUCCCUCCAAGACAGCUACAGAAGACUAUUAUGCAAAUAAUAAACGAUAUUCCAGACUAUUCAGACAUUCAUUUUUUAAGUUUUUUAAAUUGUAUCCGAAUGAAGGAGUUUUGUGGUGCUCAAGAUUCACUGUACAAUUGUUUUGACAGGACCGUGUUUAAUAUUUGCGGCAAUGCUAACAACUGUAAUGACAAAAAUAAAAAUUUUCGAUAUGCUGCUCUCAACCGAGCUGCCAUGCACACACAAUUUGGACAUUUGUCGGUGGCGAUGGAGGGCGUGCAGGAGGCGCUGGGCGCGGCGCAGGAGGCUGCGGACGCAGCGUGCCUGGCACACGCGGCUGCGUGGGGCGCGCUGGCGGGCGGCCGCGCGCGCCGCGCCGCGCUGCUGGCGCGGGUGCCGCGCGCGCCACGGGUCGCCGCCGCCGCAGCGCAGCUUAUGGCACAGCACGCCGCCGUCAAUGCUGCUAAGCCGGCAGAAGUUUUCCAGAUUAUUACAAAAGGCGACUCCAUAAAUUAUCUUCAUUCAAUGACCGAUUUGACGAUGGCUGGAUUGGCAAAUACAGCAGCAUUGUGGUCUUUAUAUGGAAAAACAGAAAUGGCUUCUAUAAGCUGUCAACUCCUUCUAAAUCUCAACACAAAGUGCAACGUGGGCUCGAGCAGCGUGUGGCACUGGUCAGAGGCGUGCGCGGUGGCGGGCGCGGGCGCGGCGUGCGUAGCGGCGUGGCGCGGAGAGGGCGCGCGCGCGACCGCGCUGCUAUCGCACCUGCACCACCUGCCGCCGCCGCCGUUGCGCGCCGUAGCCGCCAGACACCACGCCGGCGCCGCGCUGCUCGCAGGUACGUGUCGCAUGUCCUUCACUACGCCGCGCUGGUCGCGGGUAAGUGUCGCAUGUCCUGCACCGCGCCGCGCUGCUCGCGGGUACCUGUCGCAUGUCCUGCACUGCGCCGCCCUGCUCGCGGGUACGUGUCACAUGUCCUGCACUGCGCCGUGCUGCUCGCGGGUACGUGUCGCAUGUCCUUCACUACGCCGCGCAGCUCGCGGGUACGUGUCGCAUGUCCUGCACCGCUCCGCGCUGCUCGCGGGUACUACGUCGUCGGGCCACGGGAGGUGGUGGGUGGCUCGUCUUGCACUGCGGCGCGCUGCUCGCGGGUACCUGUCGCAUAUCCUGCACCGCGCCGCGCUGGCCGCGCUGGCCGCGGGUACGUGUUGCGUGUCCUGCACUGCGCCGCGCUGGUCGCGGGUACCUGUUGCGUGUCCUGCACUGCGCCGCGCUGCUCGCGGGUACCUGUCGCAUGUCCUGCAUCGCCCCGCGCCGCUCGCGGGUACGUGUCGCAUCUCCUUCACUACGCCACGCUACCCGCGGGUACUUAUCGCAUGUCCUGCACUGCACCGCCCUGCUCGCGGGUACCUGUCGCAUGGCCUGCACCGCGCCGCGCUGGUCGCGGGUACGUGUUGCGUGUCCUGCACUGCGCCGCGCUGCUCGCGGGUACCUGUCGCAUGUCCUGCACUGCGCCGCGCUGCUCGCGGAUACCUGUUGCAUGUCCUGCACUGCGCCGUGCUGCUCGCGGGUACGUGUUGCGUGUCCUGCACCGCGCCGCGCUGCUCGCGGGUACCUGUCGCAUGUCCUGCACUGCGCCGCGCUGCACGCAGGUACGUGUCGGAUGUGCUGCAUUGCGCCGCGUUGCUCGCGGGUACUUGUCGCAUAUCCUGCACAGUGCCACGCUGCUCGCGGGUACCUGUCGCAUGUCCUACACCGCGCCGGCUCCGCAUUGAUCGACCGGUACGUGUCCACAUUGCAAUUCAACUCGCCGGCGCCGCUGUGUUAGCCGUUAUCGAAUGA